Molecule: messenger RNA, 2284 nt
Organism: Cucurbita pepo subsp. pepo (vegetable marrow)
Lineage: Eukaryota; Viridiplantae; Streptophyta; Magnoliopsida; Cucurbitales; Cucurbitaceae
Source: RefSeq, a predicted model, not a curated record
UCGACUUUCUAGAACUCUCUCUCUCUCUCUCUCUCUCUCUCUCUCUCUCUCCCAACUCAAUCCGCCGUUGAUCCCAAUUGGUUUAGAUCGCAUCUUCAGCCCUCCCGUUCCCGAGGAGAGAUCUUCCACCUGAAAGCAAUGUGAUCGUCGAUCGUCUUCUUUUCAAAGCAUCAGAGCAACGAGAUUGCAUUAUUUGUGCUGCGUUUGUCGUGUUCGUCCGUUAGAUUAUCACUCUCUUGGAUGUGAAAUGGACGGUAUUCAUGCGAGCGAUGGACGGAUGCAUAUGAGUCAUGCACAGCAUUCGAUGCACACACAAUCUGUGCAAGAACAGGAACAUCAUGACCUGCAUUACAUGAGUAAUGGGAAUGGAAUGGCCGAUGAGCAUGAAAAUGAAGGUCACGGUAUCAUGGUUGUGGAAAGGGAAGCUCCAUCCGACCAUGGUGAUCUUGCCGAGAAUCGUGGUGUAAUGGUGGAUCGAGGAGGCGAUAACUGCGAUCAGCUUACCCUGUCAUAUCAGGGUCAAGUUUAUGUUUUCGAUUCUGUCUCGCCCGAAAAGGUUCAAGCCGUGUUAUUAUUAUUGGGAGGUCGCGAAGUACCUUUGCGUGUUCCCUCAAUCCCAAUAACUAAUCAACCAAAUGAUAGGCAUCUCACUGAUGAAGCAUUUAACCAGGCACUUGCCAUCCCCCCACGUCUAAGUGUCCCUCAGAGAUUAGCUUCUUUGAUUAGAUUUCGUGAAAAGCGAAAGGAACGUAAUUUUGACAAGAAAAUUCGGUAUACAGUUCGUAAAGAGGUAGCACUUAGGAUGCAGCGUAAUAAAGGUCAGUUCACAUCUUCCAAACCCAUUCAGGAAGAUUCAUUAUCGGCCACAACAAGUUGGGAAUCAAAUGAGACUUGGUGUUCUGAUGGAAAUGGAUCCCAUCAACAAGAAAUUCUCUGUCGACAUUGUGGUAUUAGUGAGAAGUCUACACCAAUGAUGCGACGUGGACCUGAUGGGCCAAGAACCCUUUGCAAUGCCUGCGGACUCAUGUGGGCAAACAAGGUAUAUUUCUUCUGUAUUGGUCAGAGUUCAGCACGACUCUGAAAAUGAUAUGCUGCAUUUAGCUGCUCUGAUUUCCGUUCUAGAAAUUCUUUUCCUGAAGGCUGUUAGGUAGUGAACAGCCCGUUCUUAUAUUUUAGUUUCCGUUUCUUCUAAUUUGCGUUGCUGACUGUAAGGGAACUCUGCGGGACCUCUCAAAAGCACCAAACCAGGGUGGACAAGCUUCAAGCUUCAAUAGGAAUGAGAAUGUUGUGCAGAAUGGAGAUUCUGAGUCCAACCCAAAAAGUGCAUAGGAAUUGUGACAGGUGUUUAUGAUUGCUGUUUCGAAAUUUAGCAAAAUCAUACAACCUUAAUUUCUCCCACAGAUUAGUUUGAAACGGAUUAAAAACUUCUCAUCGAUGGCUAUGAAUCAUGAAUCCCAUCCAUCGACAGAGACCCUUGUGGCCAAUUCAUCUUGGAAACGACGGUAUCGUGGACGUGUACUAAUUUAAUAGCUCUUCUUAUCAUAUUGUGAACCAUUUCAACAUGUCAAAAUUCCUAGAAUCUUGUAAAUUAGCAUUUGCUGCGCUUGUACAAUGGCAUGGUCAUUUUAAUCCAUUUCAUUUUUGUCCAGUAUUUUCUCUUGCACAGAGUUCUACCUCCCAAAUAUGAAUGAUGCAAGUUUUGACUAUGAAAUCACUCAGUUCUUUGUCGAGUCCACAACACGACCACAAAUCCCGUGCAACGAAAUAAGAUGCACAUUUGAAUCAUAUACUUAAUUUUGUUUUUAUUGAUUUUCUGCAUUCUGCACUUCUCGCAAGGGCAGCUGAAAAACACGUUUGGAACAGGGUAAAAUGGAUGCAAACAAUCAUAUCCUUAAUUAGAAAGCACCCUACUACUAGAUUCACUGGAUUGUGUCUUCCUGCACAAGACGAAGGCGUGGACGAGUCUCUGGGCAGCCCGAAUCUGAUCUGGUGUGCCAGACACGAUCACUUUGCCAUCAAACAUCCCAGGUUUAGCAUGAUUAACCACCACCAUUGCCCCCUUAUAUAUAUCUGCCACAGUAACAUACAACUUACAAACUCAUUGAAGGCAAAACACAAUAUGUGCCUAACUGUCGUAUUCGACUAACCUGCUGAACAUGAACAAUCUCCAUAGACGUGCCUCCCAGAAAACGAGCUGGACCCCCGCUGUUCUAAGAAAAUUUAUACAAAGACGAUGUAAUUCAAACCGUAUAAACACUUAAAACACAAUACUACAUACACUUCU